This is a messenger RNA of Gambusia affinis (western mosquitofish), 8838 nucleotides long. It is a transcript of the gene vps37d, whose product is annotated as VPS37D subunit of ESCRT-I. Gene Ontology annotation, cellular component: ESCRT I complex. Gene Ontology annotation, biological process: protein targeting to membrane; protein targeting to vacuole; ubiquitin-dependent protein catabolic process via the multivesicular body sorting pathway. NCBI's taxonomy places the organism in Eukaryota, Metazoa, Chordata, Actinopteri, Cyprinodontiformes, Poeciliidae. The coding region runs from base 137 to 1048 and encodes 303 amino acids. The transcript has 4 exons. The record is from RefSeq and is a predicted model, not a curated record.
UGUGGUUUUGCAGUUUGACGCCGCGUGCGGGCGCCUCGCAUUCCAAUGCCAUCGAGAUGUGAGGAGAGUGCGGCGAGACUUCGCUGCUUCGCAACGCGUCUUUCCGUCUUCCAGGCGCAGUUUGUAAGGCUUAAAAAUGUCCAACUCCAAGGAAGGGAACUCCUGUCCCGACGGCUACCGGGCUUUAAGCACUACCGAGCUGAGGGAGCUUUUACACAGCGACGACAAAAUGGACCAAAUUAUUCGACUCAAUGAGAAGUUCCAGGAGCUCCAGGUUGACCGGGAGAUGCAGCUGACCUCCAACCGGAGCCUGGCCGAGGAGAGCCUGGCUCGGCGACCCCGCCUCAACAACGGCAAGCUCCAGCUGGCAGAGAAGUACAAGGAGCUGUCCAACCUCGUAACCACAUGCUGGGAAAAACAGAGUCAGCUGGAGGCUCGCGGGCCGAGGCGCAGCCUGCAGACGGCGCAGAACCUCCUGCAGGAGGAGGUGGCACGUGCUGAAGAACACUCCGAGGAGCUGCUGGAGAAGUUCAUGGAGGGAAAUGUGAGUCUGGAUGAGUUCCUUGAUUCGUUCCAGAGCUCCAGGAAGAUCUACCACAUCCGCCGGGCUCAAACAGAGAAGAUCCAGGAGGCCGUUCAAGCCAGGAAGCAACCAAAUAAAAGCAAGAGACCCCAGGAGAGUCGGGUCCCGGAGGCGAAGAAGGACUCCGAACCGCAGCAGGAGCCUCAGCGGCCCAACGGCUUUGUGGCACAGGGGCCUCUCCGAGUGUUCCAGGUCCGAUACGGCUUGACACCGGCCAUCCUUGUCCCCCAUUACCCUGUUUCCCCCCCUGCCUCGGCGCCAAGCCAUCAAAACCCUGCCUCUGAAUCCCCAGUGGGCCAGACCCACAUCUUGAGCCCCAGCAGCCCGAUCCCAGGACACGGCCAGCCUGUUGGCCUCCGGGUCAUAGGCCAGCUGCCGGGCGGCUGGCCCGCUAACGGGCGGCCGGUCCGGGUGCAGCAGCUCUACAGACCCAACCCGCAGCAGCCCGAGCCUCCGUACCGAUAAGCUCCAGCAGGGGGCAGUAUAGAGACAGUUAGAGAGGUCUUCCAACCCAUGGAGCCAAGCGGCGGCUGUCACAGUCACCCAUUCAGGCAGGCAGGCAGGACCGAGGUCCGACGUUUCUGUUGUCCUCCAUGGCAGGAAAGCAUGAGCAGAAAGGUAGAGAGGCGGCAGACAGGAGAACUGGGGAUGGGCUGGGAAACGGCUCAGGUUCAACUCUGGUGAGCUAAUCUCCUCCAAAACAUCCACUAAUCUGCUUUUAUUACUUCAUAAAACCAAAACAGGAACAGCUGCAGUGUGCUGGUUUCAACCUUCCCGGGUCCCUCAACAUUUUCUGCAUUGUUGAUGCAAAAACAUUUUCUUUUUUCUUAGGGAAUUUGUAUUCUCUUUAAUAUAGUUUUUAAAACAAAUGGAGCAAUCUGCAGCCCUUAGCCAUUUUUGUGCCAUUCUGAAUGUGUUCUUUGGUUAUACCAGCUCCUGGGCCAGACUUUAAAAAAUUCAGUCUUCAAAUUAAACAAAAUUGGUGUGAAAUCAUGGAAGCCCAACAAAAUUAUAACAACACAAACAAAAACUUCUGCUGCACAAACGUAUCAUAGUUGAUUGACACCAUAUUUCAAAUUAUUUUGAAAAAUGUGGACCAGCUAGUUGAUCGUUGAACUCGGAAGAUAUUUCUGUCUUUAAAAUGAUAGUGGCACAAACUUAAAUUUGACACCACUUUCGUUUAAUUUUUCUUUUGGUCUUUGCCACAUUGUUAAAAACCCCCCCGAUGUGACAAUGUGGUUUCAGAAAAGUUUUCAUCCAGAUGAAUCUGCACAAAUCAUUGUUUUAAACAUGCCAAACCUAUAGGGGGCAGUGUAGUGCGCAGCUAAAUCCUGUGAGCCAAUCGGAUUUCUUCAAAAGAACCAUAACUUCCUGUUAGAAACUAAACAUGGUGUCUGGAGGUUCGAUUGUCUCUACAGAUGUAUAGGCUCAACUACUUUUAAAUAUCGUAUUGGAGUAUCGGAUUAUUAAAACAUAAAAUGAAGCAGAUUAGGAAUCGUGUCAAAGCAAGCACGUGGAUUAAUUGGCACUUUAUUUGUCGCAGAUUGCGAUGUGCAGGACCCGUUUCCCAAACUGAGUUUUCUCAAAUUUGAUCGGAGUUUUAAUAAAUAAACGGAGUUUUUGUGUGGAUGAAAGGGCAAAGUUGAUAAAGAUUUUGAGUCUAUGGACACAAGAUUUUCUAUUUGCAUAUUUUAAUCAUUAAACUGGAAUUUUGGUGAUUAAAAAAUCUGAAAAUUUGUGAAUAUUAUGUAGUUAAAGACUGCAGUUUAUAGUGGCACUAAACAAAAUGGUGAGGAACAAAAAUGAAGGGACCUGAAAGGGUUGACCCAUAAAAACGCAACCAAGAGAAGCUUUUUGUAUUUUUCUGCCUUUAGAUAAGAGAGACAACACUGCUGCUAUCGAAGCCCAUCCCCAUGGAGAACAACAUGUUUUUAAUGGUUAAUUCAAAUUAUUUUCUAAUGUAUUUUGUAUUUUACAACAAUGAAUAUGAAAGCACAGAGCCAGAUGUUGGAAGAAGAGGAAAAAGGAUCUUAUUGUUAGUUCAUACAGCUUGAAACAAAGAGAAGCUCAUCCAGCUGAACGAUGACGUCAGUAAAGUGGUGUUGGACAUAAAGUCCUGUUGUUUUCCGUUUAAAACAGAGACCUUCAUGCUUGGAGUCUUUCCCAGGAUUGGGAACGCUGCAGGAAGUUGGAAGGAAUGCGGCUGCAGACUCGUCUCUUUCAGCCUUUCUGCUGCGACUUCAUUAGCGCGGCUCGUCGGUGGGCGGCUUAUUUAUUCAUGUAAAUCCUGUUUUUUACGUCCGACUUCAAAGCUCCUUGUUUACCGUAUGAGGAGCCGCUUACUCCUUUCCAGGGAAGCCACCGUUUUUAUUCUGAGCCGCAAAGUGCGAAUGUCGCCUCUUCCCCGCCGCCUGUCCUGCAGAAAUUUACAAAAUAAAGCAGAUUGGCUCUGUUCUUAAACAUAGGUUUGUUCAUCGCUCAUCGGUAUCUCAUAAGUGCAUGCUUACAACAGCUUGUUCCAGUACAGGAAAAUGCCUUCAAAAAGCCAGCGCCCAGUUGCAUAAUAAACAGAGAAGAUUUAAUUUGACUUUAAUUUAACUUGUUGGUAAUUCAGUCGCCACAGUUAGCGACUUUUCUGACAAAAAAAAUACUGAAUUGUCAGGUCUGGCUUUUUCAGUUCAACUUCAAAAAUAUUUUGUUGAUCCCAAAUGGAAAUGAAAUGUUGUAACUCAUUCAUUUGAAGACUUAUUGUAGAUGGUGAGGGCUGUUGUAGAAAGAUGUCUUGCAGCCGUCUGUGUUACAGUGAGUUUGAAGAAGCCUCUGACUGAAGACACUGUUUUCUCAACAAAGUCUCAUGAAGAGAAGGGUGAGGGCUGUCCAUCAUUUUCUUCGUUUUAUGAAGAAAUGUUCAUUGAGAUGUUAGAAUUUGAAAAUGUGAUUUUUUUUUUUUUCAAAAUUAUGCAAACAUCUACAUUUUUUAACUUACACAUUUUAAAGAUCAUUGAUCAAACAGAAAACUGUCAUCGGUGCAUCCCUAGAUUUCAUGAAAAUUAUGCAUUCUUAGAGCUGAAGUUGGAGCUAAAAGUCGGCCCCCGAUUGUCUUUAUAGGUUAACCUAAAAAAUAUAUUAAAAGUUGAUUUACCUUUUAAUUUCAAACUAAAUGCUGAUGACUUCUACCCAGAAUGAUGAAGAUCCUCCUGCUAGUUUCUAUUGAACUAAAAAGUGAUAACUCUCUCAUGCUUCCCUCGCUCCUCGGCUCAUUUUGACUGAGAACCCGAGUGGCUUUUCUAUUUUCGGCUUGUCUCUGUUUUGUUUGCUUUGUUGACAACAAAUUGGUUUGUUUUGAGGAAAACAAACACAAUAGAGUUCAAAAACAGCCUACGGAAAAUCUGACAGGACAAGGAAACAGACUGGGAGGUGAAGAACAUUCAGCCUUUAUGUUAUCUGUUACAGAUUUAGUGUUGUUGUUUGUAUUAUUUGGUAAAUUGAAAUGCAAACGAUGGCUAAAACUAGAACCCCGUUUGUCAUGAGAAAAGCUGCAGGAAAAGAGUUUGAAGGAAAGCUGGACACAUGCAAAAAUAUUUAUCCAGAUUAAAGCUUUCUUGGGUUGUUAAUGGACAAUAAUCUUUUUUUUUUUUUCUUUUUUUUUUUUUGUUAAAAUUACCCCUCGUAUCUUUUUUAAAAAUUUCCAUAAAAAGUCACCAUUUAAUAACUUUAUUUACAAAAAUAUUUUAUCUGUAGCAUUAUCUAAUUAUUUUUAACAAUUAUAUAGGUAUAAUUUUUUUGUUAAAAAUUAUACCUAUAAUUUUUAACAAUUAUACCUAUAUAAUAUGUAUAUAACAAUAAUAUAAUUGUUAUAUUAUAUUAACAAUUAUAAUAAUAUGUAUAUUGCUAAAUAUACAUAUUAUUACAAGUCAUAGGUUAUCUACUUUAGGAAAUGUAUUUUUAAAGAACCACCUUUUUUUUCUUUGUUUAGGAUUUAAAAUACAGAUAAAAUUUUGCAGAAAGAGGAUAUAGUUUUUUCCCCCUACUGGAUUUAAAAGGGGUAAAAAAAAAAAAAAAAAAAAAACUGAACAGAUUCCAACAUAAUGACAAGAAAAUCCAAAAGCAUAUUACUGGUAAUUUUAGUGUCACUUUUUGUGGAAAUUAAAUGUAAAUAUUUUAGAAAAAAGUGUUAAAAACCUCCAUUUGUGAUCUAUAUUUAAAACACUAGCUGCUCAUUUUUAUGUCUUAUCCAAAGUUCAUUAAGGAGACACAGUUUUCAGGAACCUGAUUUAGGGUUAUUAAUCUUCAAUGGUCCUAAACCCAAAACAAAAUGAUCUAUACUGCAAAAACACAAAGUCUUACAAAGUAUUUGGGUCUGGUUUGUAGCGCAAAUACCUUAAUACAGUGGAAAUUCGACUAAAGUAACUUUUAUGCAAUGUUUUAGUCAAUGGUUCAUUAAUAUUGAUUGAAAAAAGUGUUAGUUCCACUGGCAGAAGUGAAAUGAUCUGCCAGGGACUAUUUACUUAAAAAGAAAGCUCUAUAUCUUUCUAAAAAGUUACUUGCAAUUGUGUUUGUUUUAUUUCGAGAGUAUUGAGAUAUUUGUACUGGAAACUAGACUAAAAUACUUGGUGUACUUCUUGUCACGUUGGGCUUUGAUGCGACUGGGCUCUGGCUUCACACAUGGUGCGCCCACUCAGGUUCUUACAGGGAAACAAAAACGGCUUCAUAAGUUGUAGUUGUGGUGGCGAUGAACUCAAGUCAGACUAAAAAAAAAAUCAGUGAAACCAAAUCACCAUCGACUUUCUACUGUCGCUGUGAGAUUUUACUAAAAAAGUUCAGUCUUGUUGUUUCUCAGUCCUGGUUUCUGUUUUUCUUGGUGUGUCGUAGUGACGCGUGAAACUGGUGGUUCAUGUCAGGCUGGACGUGUGUGAAAACUCAAAUAUCGAUGUGAAGUGCUUGUUUUUGUUUUGUUUUUGUUUUGUUGUCCAGUCUGUUCCUAAAAAGUGUUUUCUAAAGAGAGCUCGUCCUAGCAGCCUUUUCCUUGUUAACAAACCAAGAGCUAGACGUUGGCCAGCUUUAAACGCCACGCAGGAAUCUGACGCGAAGCCGCUGCAGGCGCUCGUCAAAGCUGAUCAGCGGUGCAGCGUGUAAGGCUGAGCUAAUAAUAUCCCAGUUAGCUGAUGCUUGUCGCUACGUUGGCGUGUGCGACACAUUUAAAACACGAUGAAGCUCGUCGUCGGCUGUUUGAUGUGAUCAUGGGAGCAGCAGCAGAUAAAUAACUCGGUUUUAUCUGCCAGCAGAAAACAUAAUUAUCCUUAAAAUGCUGUGGUUGAGUGACUGCUACUUUCCAACCCAAAACCAUGAGGCUAAAUGAGCUAAUUUGAUAUUUUCCAGUACUAAAACCAAAAUGUGGAGACGCAAACUGCAUCCAGAAAGUGAAGCAGUUAGUUGGAGAGAGCUGGAUGGACUCUGGCUGCAAAUACACAAAAUAAAUGAAUAAAUAAAUCUCAAUAUCUAAAUUUGAAUGAAGGUUAGUUGUGAAUUAAAAUUAAAAUCUUUAUUUUUAAUUAAAACUUAAGGUGUUAUUUCACUUACAAGUAAUAAAAACGGUAUUUAAUAUUCAAAUUUACUUCAGACCAAUAAAAAAAUACAUUUUUAAAACAGAAAUGUAGCCUUAAUGAAAAGGUUAGUCUCUUUUCAAAAUGUACUUUUAAUCUCACAAACAAGACUCACCGGGACAUAUUUAUUAAUUUACUGAAUGUCCUACUUUAGCGUAUUUGGUCCAUUCAUUUUCUUUUUAAUGAAGUUUGAAAGGUAAAAAAAAUAAAAAAUAAGGUGCUUCCCUCUUUUCACUGAGGGAUUUAGAAAUAAAAAAUAAUUCUGGUAAUGCUAAAUUAAAACAAGAACGUUUAAUGUGAUGUCAGAUUAAAGUGAGGAAAAAUAGUUUUGUUUGUUUUUCUUCACUGAAUGAUUAAAGAACUAAAUAUGUGGAUUUUUCAAAAACCUCCUAAUUGUUGAGUCACAUUGCGCCGUUACCUAGCAACCCAAGUUGAGCUCCAGCUUGCUUGGUCAGCUGGUUUGACCUCUAUAUGCGCUGGAACAGACAAGGGCUCUGUAGUUGACUUGCCAACCAGAAACCAUUUGCUGCUUUCUUGUUGAUUGUGCAGCAGGUUCCACUUCUGCUUUUCAAAAAUGUACAGUUGUGUAAUUGAGCCUCUGUUUGUAGCCAUUUUCACGUGAGUGCGCAAAUGUUGAGUUUUGCGGCCAGCAGCACAUUAUUUGGAUUUAAAGUGACAAACAGCUUAUUCUGAAAGGAGGCAGGACUGAGCAGACUGAAAUCUCCUUCUCUAAGAAUGUUUUGUUGCAAAAGAGUAAUGAUAUUCAGGCCAUACAACUAUCCUUACCUGUUCAAGGAAGCAUAAUAGGUCACCUUUAAGAGUUUUGCACUAUGCCAUUCAGAACCAGUUUCUCACUGCUGCACAUGUCCAGAUUUAUAGCGGUAAUAAAUGUCGAGCAGGAGCAAUAAAAUCUUCACUUGUCUGCCUGUGGGCAGGUGUGUAGCUAAAAGGUUGCUGUUUUACAUCAGUGGUCCUGAUGGGAGGGUAAAUUAUGACCACUCUGAGAUCUCUCCAUCUGUCGGUGAGGAGACUCUCACUCAUUAAAAGCUAAGAGAGACAACUAGAAACCAGGCCGCCCACUGAAAUAUUUAUACCCAGCACAUUAGGCCAUACUGUACUGAGACGUAAACAUGAUGCCCAUCGCUACUGGCAGCUGAAGCGUUUGGUCUGAACACACAAAUGUUUCCAAACGUGUGGGUGGACGCGGAAAAGUAAAGUUCCCGUCAUUCAGACAUUAAAAUUUUGACGUUAAAAAAAAGCAAAAAUGUUUUUUACGUCCGAAUUUAGCUCGGGAACCCUCCAGGACGGAGCAGCUGCUUUGCUCACUUUGGGGACUUUAUCUGGUUCUCUUUAAAAGUAUUUUUAGCAACGUGGCUCAGAGGAUGGAUCAGUCUGUUGAUCCAUCGUGUCAGUCCAAACUGAAAUAUUCAGGUCGGUGGAUUGGGAAGUGAUCCUUUGUUCUUCCCCUGAAAUUUAGCCUGACAUUUCUCUCUCUCACCUCCAUGAAGUCGCCUCAGGAUUGAAUAUUUCCGUUCGAUGGAUGGUUAUUUUAAACUUGAACUCUUCAUGUUUGGAUAGAAUAUUUGUUUUCAAUUUGAAGUGGGCGGUACUCACUCCAAAAAACUAGCACGAACUCCAACUGGAUAUGAUCAAUAUAACGUCAUGAAUCGCCUGAAUAGAGAAACUCUUGACAAUGGUAUCAGGUCCCAGUGUCACUAUUACCCAAAUAUUGAGUAUCCACUUGAAUAAUAAAUAGUAAUUAAAAUAUUGCUAAAUAUAAUUUCACAUGCCUUUGUAAACGACUAAGGCAUCUGUUAAUUCCUGUUACCCAGACAUGAAAUUGGCUCUUACAAUUAAUGAAAAUAUGACAUUUAAAAUUAGGAUACUACAUCAGACCAAUAAAAAAAAAAAAGAAAUAAAGACUUAAUGAAAAUGACCACAUGCAGAUAAGGAAAUUAAACUACAUUUAUGCUCAGGCAGAGUUUAAAAUCAAUAGGGUAUCUUUAUUCUUACUGGGUACUGAAGUUAUUGAAUCAGUGUCUAAUUACACAUCAGGAAUCGAUUAUGAAUGAAAGUAGCUGCACAGAUUAAUUAACAGUUAAAUGGUUAAUUGAAAUGCAGGAGGGCUGUGCGGUGGUUAGCAUUAAUUGGUCAAAGCGAACACUGGUUACUUUCUCACUUCCUGUCUCUUUGCAGACAUGUAAAUAAACCCAUUCUAUCACUUUCCCACAAAAUGUCUUGAUUUGUAUGCCGGUCACUGCCUUUUGAACUGCAUUAUCAGUGCCAAAACCACAGGAUAUCUUAUUAACACUUAUUUCUGAGGGUUUUGUUCCAGAUAAAAAGAAAAAUUGAAGAAAAGGCUCUGAAACUCCCAUUUCCUUCCUGACCCACAUUGAAUGGUUCUGCUGGUUAAAAGGAGGCUGCUGGGAAAGUUCUUCUGCAUGCUGAGCUUUACAUAAGCUAUCUGCUAAGUACAGUCAGGCUGGUUUAUUGUUGAAGAAGACGCUCAGUGGGGGAACAUCUCUUGUUGCUACAGUUCUGCUAACAUUUCAACAUUCAAGUGACCUUACGCAACAUGUUUACAUGUGAAAUAUUCAUCAUUUGCUUCCUAUGUGGAUCCAGGAGAUGUGAAUAAAAGCAUUUGGAACUGGA